GUGGUAAUACGGUUCCCAUCCACACGCCAGCUUCCGCCUGACUGUCCGCGUGAAGCUCGGCGAAUCUCAAGUGGACCGAGCGGAACCGGUUCAGUAAAGUGAGAGUGCGAUGUGGAGAGGAGCCAGAGAGUGAGGCGAUGGGCUGCACCUCUGCUAAGCAGGUGUCGGCCGUGCCCAGCGAUGAGGAGGGCCGGGGCAAGGCCUACAGCAACGGAGACCUCUUCACCGACGAGUACAAGAUGAAGGGAGUGGAGGAGGUGAAGUACAUGCGUGGAGAGGAGGACCGGGUGAAUGCACGCAACCAGGAGAACCUGGAGAAGAGCUCUUUACAGUACAGGGGAAAACCACACAAAGAAGGCUCUGGAGCCAACGCCAACAGGACAAAUAUCCACACGUCAGAGAGCCAGCAGGAGUUCUUCAGGAUGCUGGAUGAGAAGAUUGAGAAGGGACAGGAUUACUGUUCAGAGGAAGAAGAGGCAGAGGAUGGGACAUAGCUAACAGGCCCCCGACUCAACCCCCUACAGAGAGCCUCCCAGAGUGUGUGUGUGUGUGUGCAUGUUAGACUGAAUCAGUGUUUGUAUGUUGUGUGUGUCUAUGUAUGUUUGACUGCCUUUGUAUGUGAUUCUGUAUGUGUCUGUGUGAGCAUGUAGGUUUUUUGUGUGUAUGUGUGAGAGAGAGGGCAAGCUAUUCUCAGACUGGCUGUCGUCCCAUUGGGCCCCUGAGUGAAUUACUGGAGGGAGAGACGAAUGAGGAGACAUACAGACAGACAUGUGGACUCACUGUAGCCAUGCCAGUGUGCCUGCUCCCCCGCAGGACUAUGGAGAAACCCUCCCCUCUACCCCAACUACCACCCCAGUGAACUGUUCUGUGGACCCUGGUCCAGCUCUGUGUAUACCACCCCCUCAUGACUACAACAUGGAGAAGGAGGACAAACAGAAGAGGAACGAGCAUUAUGGGAGUUGGAGUCUGGGAGACACCCUCCUGGUUUCUACCUUCAAUGGCCCUGGCUGUUGUGCUUCACCUGCGAGGAGCAGAGAUGUGGAUAGAGAUAGAGGGGUGCUGGGGAAGGGGGUCACUUCCAUAACCCCCACCAGCCCCCAUCAGACAACGGAGGCUCGUUGCUGCAGUGGGCCAGACAGAGGGAAGGAAGGAAGGGAGGGGGGGGAAAAGAAAAAUCUAGAUAUUUUAAUAAGAGAAAGAAGAGUCAGUGAGUGGCUUAUUUUGAAACUCUGAACUCCUGCCUUUUUGAAGGACUUUUUUUAUUAUGUUCAUCCAGUUAAUUAUUUUUAUUUUAUUUUCAUGUUUUUUUUAAUUUGGCUUCUAUCAUAGUGAAUCACCUCCUGCAGGCUGCAGCUCUAUAGGUCAGAGCUUCUGUGUUGCUAGACAACCUGUCCUCUUAAAUAUACCCUCAACGCUACUAUACCAGACCUUGACUAUGUGAAACACACACUCACCUUCAUAUUCAUAGAUGCAGACCCACAAAUACACACUCAUACAUUCAGACACAGACACACACUCAUACGGACAGACAAACUCAGAUAGACGCAUACACACACAUAUGCCAUUGUAUUCCUGUCAUUUCAUUAGCCGAGUGUUAUGUAAGUAUGUCGAUAGGCUGUGAUGUUGAGGGGUUUGGGUGAAUGUUGGAACCAGCAGCUGUGGGUUGGUUGCUUUCUGCUGCUGGACUUAUUCAUGUCCACCUGCAGUGUUUAUUGCUCUUUCUUCUGCAUUGGUAGCUCAGUCGCCGCUUCUCUUCAACUCAGCAGUAUUGACGCUUACUGGCAGAGUGGAGUCACCCUCUGUUGACACACACACAAACACACACAGCCUUUUCAUGGACUAAGAAGUGAGAUUUAAAGGAAAAGAGGUGUGGUUGCCUGGGAGACACAGCCCUGAUUGUGCUUCUGUCAUGAUUACUGGAUCGUUCCUUUUUAAUUUGAUUUUCAAUACUUUUUGUUUUUCUAUUAAAAUAAAAACACAGGAGCUGUU
Molecule: messenger RNA, 1989 nt
Organism: Coregonus clupeaformis (lake whitefish)
Lineage: Eukaryota; Metazoa; Chordata; Actinopteri; Salmoniformes; Salmonidae
Exons: 6
Coding region: 138-494 (118 amino acids)
Source: RefSeq, a predicted model, not a curated record